Messenger RNA from Labrus bergylta (ballan wrasse), 3004 nucleotides. RefSeq names its product family with sequence similarity 110 member C (gene fam110c). Lineage: Eukaryota; Metazoa; Chordata; Actinopteri; Labriformes; Labridae. The record is from RefSeq and is a predicted model, not a curated record.
UAGCCUCACGCAGAAAUGGGUGGGGUAAUGUGAUGUGUGCUUGAAGAGACAAGGUGAAGUCUUCUAUUAGUGUUACAUGCUCAGGCAAAGGACAGGCUUGAAUGGAAUAUUUUCUUCGAACGAAGAAGUCAACACAAGCCAAAGGAUUAGCCUCUUCUUGGAUAUAAUUGAUUAAACCACAAUGGAUACAGCCAGUGAUACAACAAAAAUCCUGGAGAAGGGUCCUGAGUACCUAAGAAAGCAAAUGGAGCUGGAGAGUGAGACGAAAGGACACAUGAGUGCUGUGGAGAGGCUCGCUGCCAGCAAACUGAAAUACGUCAAAAGCCUACAGGUGGUCAACUCCACUCAGGAGCCUGUGAUCAGCAUUGGAUCCGGUUCUGUGAGCAGCACUGGGUCUUCUAAUCGGAGCUCCAACCGUAGCGGGAAUUUUAACACCUCAAAUGCCUCAAUUGCAGCUACUUGUGGUUCACUUAACUCCUCACCGGUGCAGGUACGUCGGUCGAGCUCCAAAAAUCGACCAGACUCACUUCUAAUUUACAGACAGAAAUGUGAGUUACUGAGAGGGUCAGCAAACAGUAGAAAACACCGUAGAACAUUCAAGCUGCAGCAGAAAAAUUUUCCUUUACCAGAGGCAUCAGAUAAAGAGACUGAAGGUGGGGUCACAGUGAAAAUCACCACACCUGAGGGAACAGCAAAGGAAUGCAGCUCUCAUACAGAUGUGAGGAGGAGAAACGGAGAAGGAGAACAACAAUGUUCAGGAAACAGUGAUUCUUGGACAAAGGUGACUGGUGGGAACAAAUCUGCUGUUCUGCUUGCGGUUCCUGAGGUUGAAAGGAGGCCUGGAAAAGGGGUCAGUCGAUCACACUCCGACAUCAGCUCCAGGUACUCCAAAAACUUUGCAGACUUUGAUGCUUUUUUCAAGUACUGCGGGCUGGACGGUGAGGUCAUCGAGUCUUUGGGUAAGAAGAACUUCUCCUGUCACUCCGACGAAAUAUCUAUAACCAUCCGUAGUGCCAGUGUCUCUACAGACGACGGGACUUUCUCCAGGCACAGCGGUGGCAGCGACGGGCUGCAGAAGGAUGAGUUACAAGAAAAGAUACAUCAGGGGACGUCGGUUAUUGAGCGCAAUGCACGGAUUAUCAAGUGGCUAUACAGCUGCAAAAAUGCCAGUGAGACUGGGAAAAAGUUAAGAGAUCUGGAUUGAGAUUAUCAAUCUUUUUUCUACAGAGGCCACAUAAGCAAAAACUAUUGUUUCUGAAUGACAAAAGCUAAUGCAAUUUUACGCUUAAAAUGUUGCAUGUGUCUGUGUGUCUAUGGGCAUAUAUCAUUGUUUUAUUUGUAUGUGAGCGCCAAUAUCAGCACACACCUGUUAGAAGAAAGUCAGAUUUAGCAUCUUUGCUUUUGUUCAAACUUCAAUAGCUGUCAAACAUACAGCAAAAAAACCCCAAUUAAUUUCAUUUUAUUCUCGUAGUGUUAUCUUGUCACGUGCAAUGACACACAGAUUUGUCACACAGCUGCAGGUCGAAGGUCAAAACUAUGUGCGUAUUUGCACACUUGGAUACAUUUCAAUAGCAGCAGUGAUAUUAACUAACAUGAGUUAGUGGCAAAAAAUACAGCCACAAUGAUAACUAAUAAAAAAAAAAAAACACAUUCAUUUUCAAUUUAUGGUACAUUUAUUAUUAUUUUUUCUGUUUUGUUUUUUUGGUCCAGAUCCUGCAUGAUAGUUGAUGAAAAAUAUUUUUUUAAACUGGCAACCAAAAGAUUUGUUGUUAAUUAGUCUUACAACAGACCUAUGAAACAUGUAUACAUAAUCUGUCAUCACUUUAAAAACGACUUGCUAUGUAUGAAACAGUCAUAAAAGGUAGUAUUAAUAGAGAGUGCAAUUCUAGAUGAAGGUCUACAGCACGUGCGAUAACAUAAAAAUUCAUUCUGAAAAAUAAAUUCAGCAGGAAAUGGGGCCAGUAAAAACAUGAAAUAUGCGACCUGUCUUUUUAAUCCAAUGAGUGUAGUUCUCUUCACGUGAAAGGUAAACAUUCCAUCAUAGACACACACACACACACAAACAAAUAUUCACAGUUACUUUAACUGUUACUGAAAAAGUGUAAGUGAGAAGAAUCUGGCCCUCCCAAAUUGUGGUUCCAAGAUUUGCAUUAAGAGUAAAAGAAAAUAUUUCUAAAGCAAUCAGAUUUAACUACAGCCAGACACAAACACUUAUAAGUUGUGGUUAUUUUCCAGCCAAAGAAUCAUGUUCGCACAGUUUUGUGUGAGAGGAAUGUACUUAAUAAUCUGAUAGGCUUAAAUCCAGUGACCUGUGUAACUGUAUCUCCACUUCCCUCCCAAUCUGUGUCUGUGUUUUCUCCUCUCCACUCUCUCCCUUUUGUCUUUUAGCCAAACUUUCUUUACAGAUCAAAGCUGUGAGGCUGUAACAUGAGCGAGGGAAAAAUCAAAUGACAGACUGAUCCAAUUAUAACCCAUUCUGUUUCUCUCACACACAUGCAGCAAUAAACAAUAUAUAUAUAUGAGCAGUUGUACCGCUCAGCAGCACUGUGGAAGACACACAUUCCAUUUCUCCUGAGGCCUGACUGCCUAAUUCAAUUCCAAGCAAGUCAUGUCCUGCCUUCUCUACAUGUGCUGCCAGAACUUGCUCAGAUGUUGCUAUCAGGUUGUGUUUCAGUAAGGAUCUAAAUUGCACUUUUCUUCAGUAGAAUAAUAGUAGGCUAUGCGUUUCAAUCUACAGAUAUGUAUCGAAAUUGCAUGACAUGUGAAUACUGGCUAAAAAUUUCAGAAACUUACAAUUCUGAAGGCUUUUAAGUGCCUUUGUUAUUGUACUUUGAACAUAUAAACCUGUGGAUCUGGUAGGAAGAUGUGCGCUCAGAUUUUACUGUAAAAGCUUUGGCAGAUGUAAAUGAAACACUGUUCUAUGGGUUUGGUGCUGACAUGUGCAUCAUCUUAUACUGGAGUAUUUGCGAAAAAUGCUACACAAAUAAAGUGGUUGAUAAUUGUU